This is a messenger RNA of Exophiala spinifera, 1500 nucleotides long. RefSeq lists its product as uncharacterized. Lineage: Eukaryota; Fungi; Ascomycota; Eurotiomycetes; Chaetothyriales; Herpotrichiellaceae. Gene Ontology annotation, molecular function: oxidoreductase activity. The coding region runs from base 1 to 1500 and encodes 499 amino acids. The record is from RefSeq and is a predicted model, not a curated record. The transcript has a single exon.
AUGGGACCUUCAAAGGUAUCCUCACCGACUCCUGGGAAACUCGCAAAAGCCUGGAAUUACCCAUUCGUCUGGACAGAACAUCAUCAAACCCCGGAACAAUACGAUCAUUUGAAAUAUACCUGUGACACUCUGGCAGAAGAGUGCCUUGAUUUCUUGAACGGGCUGCAACCGAGCGAAGGCCAACUUCUGAACGGUCAAGCGGAUGCCAAAGAUGGAAGCGGUGGUGCAAGGGCUUCGCCGCAGAAGAAGAAGAAGGACCUCUACGCUCUGUUUCGAGACCAUCAUGCCGAGAACGAGAAGACCCAGAAGCUCUGGGAACAAGUCACCACGAUCCCUGAAUGGGUGGAUUGGGAUCAAAUCGCUCGGGGCCAAGACGUGUUCUUCAGAUACGGCGAACCCAUCCUUAUAGGUUUGACAUAUCAAUCUCUUGUGGGAGGCACGGCCAGCGCCAGGGCGACGGAAGUCCUCUCGAGGACGGGAGGGUUUGGGAUCAAGAACGUCUGGCGCCGCAUGCUCGAAACAACGCAGUUCAUCCUCGAGUGCACGAACGACCUCGACUCUAUCAAACCAGGCGGCGCUGGAUUCGCAAGCUGCCUCCGAGUCAGGUUCCUCCACGCCACAGUCCGUCACCGCAUCCUGCAAAUCGCGGAGCGCCACCCUUCGUACUAUUCAACGGAGAAGUGGUGUAUCCCGAUCAACGACCUGGACUGCAUCGGCACGAUAGCUGUCUUUGGGGCCACGGUCGUCUGGCAAUCCCUGCCGCGACAGGGGAUCCACCUCCGUCCGCAAGAGAUCGAAGACUUCAUCGCGCUCUGGCGCCUCGUGGGAUUCUACAUGGGCACUCCCACGGACCAUUUCUCCACCCCGGAGAAGGCGCGGGCCAUCAUGGAAUCGCUGUACAUGUACGAGUACACUCCGUCGGAGACGUCGAAGCUGCACGCCAACAACAUCAUCCUGGCCGUUUCGGAGAACGCCCCGACCCCGACGAGCCGCUCGUACCUGGAAGCCAACGCCCGCUGGCUCAACGGCGACGGACUGUCGGAUGCCCUCGGCAUCGGCCGACCGGGGCUUUACUACCGCACGCUCAUCGCGGGACAGUGCCUCCUGCUGAAGAUGACGUGCUACACGGCUCGCGCGGUUCCGUUCCUGGACAGGAGCCGGCUCAGGAGCGUCCGAAAGAUGGUGUGGACCAGCAUCACCUCUCCCGGCAGCGGCUUGCAGGAGCUGACCACUUUCGACUUCAAACACGUGCCCAACGUCGGCGACCAUUCGAAGAACCAGGGCUCCGAGCUGUCGUGGGCCGAGAAGAAGUCGAAGCCGUUCUGGACCACCGACCGCAAAACCCUCGCCACGUUGCUGUUCCUGGGCGUCACCACCGUCGCCGUGACCUGGGGGCUCGCAAAGGCAGCACUGGUGACCUAUCGCGCCGCUGACCCACAGAUUGAGAAAUGGUCGGCUUUUCUCGGUUCCCGAAUCGCAGCGGCGUACGUACAUAAGUGA